Amphimedon queenslandica is the source of this 3993-nucleotide messenger RNA. RefSeq lists its product as uncharacterized. The transcript is spliced from 2 exons. NCBI's taxonomy places the organism in Eukaryota, Metazoa, Porifera, Demospongiae, Haplosclerida, Niphatidae. The coding region runs from base 84 to 3851 and encodes 1255 amino acids. The record is from RefSeq and is a predicted model, not a curated record.
CUUUAGUCGACUUCUGACUAACAAGAAUAAAUCGUGUAAUUUCCUUCCAAGAUCUCAUCUAGUUGUCAGAAGGUUUCAUUAAAAUGCAUCAUCAUCCUUUAAUGGCUAUGAUUCUUGUUCUCUGUCUCGUUGCUCUUAUUUCAGCUUCACCAAUUAAUGUUGUUUCACCACAUCAGUUGGACGCAUUGUUGUGCCACAAGCAAAAUUUCACUGAAUCAACAGAGAUAAUCCUUUUUACAAAUGUUACUCACAACAUAUCUGCUGUCGGGUUUUGCAUUGUUAAUAUUUCAAAGUCUCUUACUAUAAGAAGCUCAGGAGUAAGUGCUAUAGUACAAUGCACAAGUAUGCUGAAUGGUUUUGUUUUUACUGGUAGCAACAAUUCUGUUUUAUUUCUUAAUGCCAUCAAAUUUCUUAAAUGUGGCACUAAAUUAAGCCAAUUAGAUGAAUCUUUGAAGUGUAAAAUCAAUGCAUCAAAUUUUCCAUUCUAUUUUACUCAACAUCAUGCUGCUGCAUUGCUUUUCAUAGGUGUUAAUGACAUUCAAAUGAAAGACAUUGAUGUAGAAUCUUCCUAUGGUUUUUCCAUUAUAUUAUUUAAUCUUCCUAAUGGAACAAUAGACUCGGUCACAAUAACAGCAUCUAGUACAACAGCAGUAGGUAAAGGAAUAAGUGUUGGUAGUGGCCUUUUGAUUCUUUACUGCAAUGAAACUAGACUUGGAUCUAGUAAAAGUAGCAGUAUUGUUCUAUCCUCUUUGCAACUACAGUUUCUGUUUGAGGAUAUAUUUGAGUUUGAAUGCAUUCAGAAUUUAUAUAAUUCAUCCGUUACACAUCUAAAUAAAAUCCCCAUUGUCAAUGCUGCUGGGUUAACAAUUUUCUACAUGCGAAACGAUUUUCCAGUUACUGUGCAAGUUAUUGGCAGUAAUUUUUCCCAUUGUUAUGGCUCAUUAGCUGGUGGCUUGUUAAUCGUGCAUCAAAAUUUUUUCACAAAUUCUCAGACUGUCAUUGAGCAAUGUACUUUUGAUCAUAAUUCUAAUAUUCAUGGCUGCCAUGGUGGGGCUAUUGUUGCAGUAGUUUAUUACGAUCAGAACAAAUCCCAUUUUCAAAAUUACUCACUCAAUCAAUCCGUUCCUCUAACAAUUUCCAAUUCAUUUUUUCAUGAUAAUGGAAGAGAUGGCACCAAAUAUUCUGGGGCUAUUAGUGUACUGGCUAUAAAUCCUGAGAAAAUUCCAAUUCAGUUUUAUUUCAAAGAAGUCAAGUUAAUGUUUAAUUUUGUCAGUAGUGAUGGAUCAUGCUUUGUUGGUCUGGUUGACUCCCAAUCAAUUGUGCCUGACAACAAUAUUGAAUUCAUUUUUGAUUCAAUUUUUGUCUCUAACAAUUCUUCUCCUGUUCACGGGCAAAGCACUAAAUUGUACUAUCCUACUAGCAUGUUUCUAAUUUUAAAUGCUAAAAGUAUUAUUAAUGGGACAGAUGAAUUUCCAGGAACUUUUUCAUACAAUUAUGGUUCUGUUUUUAAAGUUUCUCAAUCAACUAUUGUGCUUGAAGGUUAUUUAAACUUCACAAGUAAUACUGGGUUUUAUGGUGGAGCAUUUUUUCUCCUUGAUUCCAGUGUUAUUUUAUUUUCACAAGGCCUAAGGGCCAAAUUUACAGGCAAUCAUGCUAAAGCUUUUGGAGGAGCAAUAUAUUCAAUUGCAGCAAGCAACAGUUACUAUGCUAAGUCACUUUGUUCAUUCCAGGUUAAUGAUGAUCAAUAUAAUGAUACACAAAUAUCAUUUUAUAACAACACAGCCAUGAUAUUUGGGGAUUCAGUCUACUCUACAAACCUCUACAAUUGCUACAUGCAGAAUAAGUUAUUAGAACCAUACCAACUCACAUCCAUAUACAAAACAAUUUUUAAUACAAGUUUGCCUAAAAAGUUUUUGUUUACCAAUGCCAUGACCAUUGAAACUUGCAAUAAAUCUUCCUACAUUGGGUAUCCUGGAGAAACAUUUCACAUAAUGCUGACAGCAAAAAAUAUAUUGAAUGAAACUACACAUGCAGAAGUAUUUGUUUCGGCAGCAUUAGCAACUUAUAAUGGAAUUCAAAACAUUGAUUGGUGGUUCUCCGAGAAAGAGUUAAUACAAGUAUUUGGCAAUGAAAAUGGCUGCUCAGAUGCUAGCGUCACAAUACACACAAAUGAUCGAAGCACUGUUGACAUUAUUGGGGAGCAUCGUGCGUUUUUACUAUUUUUAAUUGAAAACUCUAAUAUUUUAACAAAAGUUGACAUACAUUUGCGUUCUUGUCCUCCGGGUUUUGUACAUGAUGUGAUUAACACUGGGUCCUGUGUAUGUUCAAACAUUGUUAAGAACAUUGCAGAUACUGCACCUAUCUGUGACAUAAAUUCAAAGAGCAUAUUACGGCCUUCUAAAUCUGCUUGGAUGGGAGUAAUACUGAAUGAAAAUGGAACUGAGACAUUUGCUGUAAGUCUUUUCUGCUAUCAGUACUACUGUAAUAGUAAUUCAAGUUUUGACAUGGUCACAGUUAAUACUGAUGGAACGUUUCGAUUGUCAUCAUCAUCGAAACCUGGUGUCACUAGUUCACUUUGCAUUAGUUAUCGUACAGGAAAACUCUGUAGUAGUUGUGCCAAUGGCUACAGUGUGGUUUUUGGAUCACCAGAGUGUAAAAAAUGCAGUAGCCUAUGGCUUUUGACUUUGCUUGCAUAUGCUAUAGCAGGUCCUCUCCUCAUUUUUAUUAUGUAUUCCCUAAAUCUAACGCUAAAUGUUGGCACCAUAAAUGGCAUCAUCUUUUAUGCACAAGCUUCUAAUUUUGGAAUUUUAGAUGCCUUAAACAAUCAAGGUCAUGGUUUGAAUAGAUUAUUAACUAUUUUUCUGUCACUCCUAAAUUUAGGGCUUGGUUUCCCAGUUUGUUUUUAUGAUGGAAUGAGCGAGAUGUGGAAAGUAAUAUUGAAUCUGUUGUUUCCUCUUUAUCUUUUUGUCAUUGUUGUACUUAUCAUCAUUCUGUGCCGAUUUUCUAGUAAAGUAUCAAAUAAAUUUUCUAGUUCAUCCAUUCAAGUAUUAACAACUAUAGUCUAUCUCUCAUUUGCAAGGCUACUUAGUUCAGUUGUUAGUGCUUUUAAACCAGCAGUUAUUCAUACAGCCGAAUCAGCUCAUCUUGUUUGGUAUUGGGAUGCAUCUGUGCCUUAUAACAGCACAGGACAUAUCAUCAUUAUGGUUGUGACUUCAUUGAUUACGUGUCCACUGCUGAUGACAUAUCUGUUUCUUCUACUUUUCCCUAGACCUCUGAGAUGCAAUGCAAAGCUCAAUGAAUGGACAAGGCCAGUAAUAGAAUCCAUUAAGGCUCCAUAUAAGGAGGGAAGGCAUUAUUGGUUUGUAGCAAGGAUUCUAGUUAUAACAUUUAUGUACAUCUUGUAUAGUACCGAGACUUAUGUUUCAUUUUUUAAUGUCACAGUUAUGGUAAUUCUGAUCUUUAUAGUGUUAUCUCAAGCUGUUUUUAAUCCAUACAAAAGCAAAUUAAUCAACCUGUUAGAUUGCUGGCUCUUAGUUAACCUUACCUUUUCAUUUGGUGCUCUUUAUAGCAAAAAUGCAAGUAGCCCCCAAAAUAUAAAUAUUUUCCUUGAAUCGGUUGUCAUUCUUUUCUUCUUUACUUUCCUGUGUUUGGUCCUAUAUCAUUUCCUGAUGGUAUCGAAAAAAUUUCGCAAAGCAAAAGAUGAAAUCGGUCAGUGGCUGUUUCAAAGGUGUAAUAAUCAAAGAAUCUCCAGAAAUAUUAAUGAUUUUAGUAACAAAGAUCCUUAUUACAGUCCUUGUGAUGAAUAUCGUGAACCUCUUCUCAAGCCAACAGCAACAUUUUUGAACUUAUAAUUGUAUUUUAGUGCUAUACUUGUUAUUGUCACAAUAAAGGUAUACCUUUUUGAGCUGUAAAACAUUGUUUAUUAUUUAUGCCAAAACCAAAUUAUUUUUUAGGACUUAAAUUUUGAAUUCUAUUUACCUAGACUAGUCUAGA